AUGAUUGACAAGAUAGACACCACCAAUACAGACUUGUGGAAAUAUGUGGACGAUACCACAGCCACUGAGAUGGUAGAAAAAGGAGAGACAAGUAAGAUCCAGAAUAUAGUAAAUGAACUAACAGAAAAAACGUAUAGGAACAAAUUGCAGUUUAAUGAGAAAAAAUGCAAAGAGCUUCAGAUUUCUUUCACAAAAAAUCACCCUGAAUACGCACCUAUAGUUAUUAAUGAUAAACCAAUAAAAAUUGUGACUACCAUCAAAUUACUGGGUCUGCAGUAUUGGUGUUGGAUCGAUGAGAAUCGAACCCGCAGGCAUCAGAGGUGAAAGGCGAGCUUCUAACCACUGCGCCACCCAAGCCCAAUAAAUGAUGACGUUUCAAUAUGAACAUUUCUCCUGUUUUUUUUUUCAUGCGCUGAUGUUUCAAGAUGAACAUUUCUCCAGUGAUGCUGAGGUACGCUGUUGUGAUCUAUGGUCCGAACUACCCAUCGAAGAUCUGUGAAGCAGGUCCAUGGUAAAUUAAUUUUAUCCGUUUUUGCGGGCAUUUUAAUUUACUGUUGAUUCCCUUUGCAAAAAUACAGUAACAAUCUAUGAACUAUAGCGCCUGAAAGGUAAGUAUUUAUAAAUAUGUUCACCCAUUUGUUACGGAGAUAUGAAAGAACAUUUCUUGGUUGGUGUUAGUGUUAGGGUUAUAAAAAGAUAAACAAAGAUAAGAGACAAAAGAAAAUAACAUUUUAUAUCCAAAGAGAAUAAUUCAUUCAUAUAUAUUUAUAAUAUAAAAAAGGCGCAUAUUUUAUUUUAUUUUAUUCUAUUAAAAUGUUAUUUUACAUGACGUAUCAUGAAAAUUAUCGCUGUGGUGGUCAAAUUAUUGCGGUCUCACUUCUUUUUUGCCGCCAUUUUAUAAAAUUGUAAACAUGUACUGAGCGAUGAAGAAAGCAAACCGUUAUUGAUGCACACAAGAAAAAUGAGCGAAAACAAUAUUUGAAAACGCAAUCAGGGCACUUUCAAGGACAAUAUUAUUACCAAAAGAAUUUGCCCCUCGAAAAAGUAAGUAAAAUUCCCACUACCUCCCUGACUAACAUUUCUGAAUCAAUUGAAGCAAAUCGAAAAUAUGCCACCCCUGCAAUUUAGAUUAAGUGAAAAUAUUCUGGUGCUUCUCUUUGCAGUAUUGGUGUUGGAUUGUUGAAAUGAUUCACCUGAACCAAACCUUGUAGGUUGUAGUUUCUCUGGGUACUACAGUUUCCUCACACAGCAAGAAAAAUCUGUUUGAAGAAUGUGUCCACUUUCAUGACGAUUUGACUGGCACUGCAUGUAUUUAUUGUUGAGCUACAGACAAGACAUUCAAAGCAAUACAUUUUGCCAGAACUAAUUAUUUGCACAUUCAGCUUUUUAUUUUCUUGUCUCAAUCAAUCUGCAGGCAAAAAUCAUUGCAUACACUGUGGCAAUCAAUACACCAGACGGAAAUCUUAGUUUAAAGAUAAAGAGCAAAGCCCAGCAAAUAACUUUAAAACCAAACAUAAUAAAAGUAAAAAUUUAAUUAGCUAACAUUUCGUUGUUUACAAUACAACAUCUUCAGAGCAAUUUAAAUGAAUUUACUGGGUAUGGUAUAUAUAUUUACAAAAUAAUGGUUUAAUAUUACAAAAACGGUUACAUAAUUUGAAAGAACAAAUUAAUAGAAAGAAAGGAAAACAACUUAUCAGUAACUAGUUAAUAAGUAAAGAUUAAUGUUAAGUGCAUGGUUAGUAUAGUUAAGUUAAUAUUACAUAACUAAAAUAACUCAAGAUGGGUAGAUCUAAUAUUAGCAUUAAGGACAGGGUUAAGUUGAAAAAUUAAUAGGCUUUCACGGAUAAGAAGAUCCCACUCAGAAGUGCCUGAUGAUAGAAUUUUUAAAUCAGAAGCGGAGACUGAGUGUUUGUGCAUGUGUUUGUGAGCGAGUAUACUGGACAUGGUUGAGAUAGAGCGUUCUUUUCCAGUCAAAGAUCUGAGAUCACAUGUUGUGUUUCAGUUCACAUGUCAAUGCUGUAGCGCAUUGUAUGUUGGCCGAACACGCCGACACAUUCACACACGUAUCUCAGAGCAUAUGGGAGUCUCGCCUUUGACUGGAAAAGAACGCUCUAUCUCAACCAUGUCUAGUAUACUUGCUCACAAACACAUGCACAAACACUGAGUCUCCGUUUCUGAUUUCAAAAUUCUAUCAUCAGGCACUUCUGAGUGGGAUCUUCUUAUCUGUGAAAGCCUAUUAAUUUCUCAACUUAACCCUAUCCUUAAUGCUAAUAUUAGAUCUACCCCUCUUGAGUUGUUUUAGUUAUGCAAUAUUAACCUUAACUAUACUAACCAUGCACUUAACAUUAAUCUUUACUUAUUAACUAGUUACUGAUAAGUUGUUUUCCUUUCUUUCUAUUCAUUUGUUCUUUCAAAUUAUGUAACUGUUUUUGUAAUAUUAAACCAUUAUUUUGUAAAUAUAUAUACCAUACCCUGUAAAUUCAUUUAGAUUGCUCUGAAGAUGUUGUAUUGUAAACAACGAAACGUUACCUAAUUAAAUUUUUACUUUUAUUAUUGUUGGUUUUAAAGUUAUUUGCUGGGCAUUGCAUACACAUACAACACAAUGAUGUGGACAUCAACUGAUGUCUUGUUUUUUAAAUGAAAUACAAUGAUUUACAUAGGUUAUGUUAGGUUAAAAUACUAUAUACAAAUUAGCAUAUUAUAUGUAACCCAGAAUAAUGUGAGAGGUGCAAAUUAAAUAAUAACAACAUAGUGUUGAUAUAUGCUGAUUUGUAGAUGUAUAUGUUGUAGUUUCCUGUAUAAUUUUAUUAAUAUAUUCCAUAAUGUGAUUUACAAUUUUUUGUUUAUUUUAUAAUAGUUUUGUUUUUGAUUAAAUCCAUCUGAUUGAAUAUUUGUCACAUGAUCAUAAAAGCUCAUGUAAUUUUCCAGACCCCCGCAACAAACUUCCUGACAAAGGGCCUUCACUCAAAACAUUGAAGUCUACCCUUGUAUUUGCAGGUAGUAGUUGCAUCCCUACCAAAGCAUGCUUCAAAUAAAGAUAGUUCUAGGUUUCUACUAUGCACUGUGUGUGGCAUAAUACAUACACUUAGCACUUUACUGGGAAUCUUUAAACUCCAGUGUUUUGUGACUUCUGUAGAUUAAUUUUAUCACUCGAGAUAAAUCUUGAUCACUAGGGUCAACAAACUAUCCACAUUAAACAGUUACUAUUAGACUGGCUACAAUUUGCUGCUGUUAUCACAUGAACAUUUCUUGGUUGUUUGCUUAUAAAACCACUUUGUCCUGGUAUCCAGUCAAAACGUCCCCAGGUUAAAACUAGGCUGGAUCAAUAUACCUGAUAUAUCCGAUAUACCGGUAUUUGUUUGGAUACCGGUUUGGCGAUAUUGACAAUUUAAAAAUACCGAUAUACUGACAUUUCGGUAUUUUGCUGCCUAAUACCGAAAUGAAACGCUAUUUCAAGUCAAACUUGCUUACAAUCACCAACCUCGUCCCCAGGGCCUUUGAGCUGGAGAAGGCCCUGGCAUCGGCUGAAAUUUACACCCCAAAUUUUGGGGUGUAAUAAAUUAAGACCCAUAUAAUAUAUUCAAAUUAUAUGCAAUAUUUAAUUCUGAUGGCCAAGGAGCGGUGAACACGAAUAACAGUAUUUCACACACGGAAUGUUGUCAAAAUGUGGAAAUUUUCUGAUACGUUUAAGCGGUUACAUGUAGCAUUUGCUAUGAAUAAUUUUCCCAGUUUUUGUUUGAAACCAAAGCAAGUUCAAUGCUUUGAAUAUUUGCUUCAAGGCUUCGAUGUGUUGUCGAUUCUUCCAACUGGCUUUGGAAAGUCGCUGUUGUUUCAGCUUUUGCCAGACCUUUUGCCAGUUAAAAAGUCGUCCCAGAAUAUCGUUCUUGUUGUCUGUCCGUUAUCAAGUAUAAUCGAAGAUCAAAUCAGUGCUCUGAGUUUGAUUGGAAUUCCAGCAGAAAUUUUACCAAAUACAUGCGAAGAUUCUUCACAUUUAUACAAUUCGGAGUCGUUGUUUGAUCGCAAGGAGGAUACAAACGAACAAACUUCGGAAGAAUGUAAUGUAAACGUUUCGAAAGCAGUGAUCGAUGGAAAGGCGAAAUUGUUAUUUGCUCAUCCCGAAGCUCUUCUAAGCACGUUCGGAAGAAAGCUUUUGAUUAGUAAAGUGUAUCAGGAUAAUGUGGCGGCUUGCGUUAUUGAUGAAGCACAUUGUGUUGAAAUAUGGUAAGUUUGUUAAUAUUAACACUAUUCAAUAUAUGAAAUUUAAAGAUUACACAUCUUGAAACACAUCUCAAUGUAAUCUCGCGUUGGGCACUAUCUUGCGUUGGGUUCAUAAAUAAAACUUUUUAAGAUUUUGUAUUGACAAGUUACAACAACCACAGGGGUCCAAGUCCAACUAUUAAAGAGCUUUUGUUAUGAAUAUGAAUAAAACUUCUGGAAUUGACUCAUGCAUAAGUGCAAUAAUUUAAAUGUAUUAUGUUAUGUUUUAUUCAUAUUCAUAACACAGCUCUUAGUUGGACUCCUUGUGCAACAACAACAUUUUAUUUUUACCAAUUAUAUCCAAGGCUAUUUUUAAUUAUAUUUAGUCUUGCCAAUUAGCACAGUGUCACAGCAACUGACAGCUUAUGUCAAUUACUGUGGGCCCUUUUACCUACCACGCCCUGUCAACUUUCCCUGUGUGAGGAAACCCACAACAUUCGGCAGAGUGCUAACAUUUACUCUUUUCAUGAGGACUGGGUUUGAGUCACAUUGAGAAAGCUCCCACUUAGAUUUGAAUCACCUUAUGGCCAGUUUAUGAGUUCAUUGGCGAAGUACAAUCGGCUGCUCAUGUUUUAUCUAGUACUUAAAGUAUUUUAAUGAUAUACUGUAUAGAUGCCAUUUCAAGACUAAAAACACACUCAGGCACCUAUUAUAUAAUAAUGAAAGACAUAUAAGGCCAUAUAAAUCAUAAAAUCUUAAGAAUUCUAUGUCAAAAAUGUCUGACAUUAAUUAAACCCAUUGAGUUGCAUUGCACCCUGAUGCACCCUACUUUAGUAUUUUACUCUGUCUGUCUAAUGCCAGACGAUUUUACUCGUCAAGCCCCUGGGAGAGCGCUGGCACUUAAUGGGUUAACUGGCCUAUCUGCCCAUGUGUCUAGUUAACCCAUUGAGUCGCAUUGCACCCUGAUACACCCUACUUUAGUAUUUUACUCUGUCUAACCCCAGACGAUUUUACUUGUCAAGGGGAGAGUGCUGGUGCUUAAUGGGUUAAUAAUAUGUUUCAUUGUUUCUGCUGUGUUAAUAUAAACUAAAACCAUAGCUUAAUAAUUCUUGGUCCAUUAUAAUUGAUCGUAAAUAUUUUUUUACAAAGGGGGAAAGAAUUCAGAACAGACUUUAAAGAGUUAUCAUGCUUGAAAGCUUUCUUUCCUCAAGUGCCCAUGUUAGCUCUUACUGCAACAGCACCACCAUCACUCAUAAAUAGUUUAACAGAAAGCUUAUGCAUGGACUCAGACGUGAAGAUAAUCAAUAAAAAUCCAAACAGAGAAAAUGUUUUUCUGGACAAAAAGAUUCGUCUUCCCAAUCAGUAUGGAACAGCAAGCUAUGAAGAAAUACUGAAGCCAAUUGCAGAAGAGCUGUUACGACAACAAGAAAAGUAUCCAAUGACAAUUGUGUACAUGAAACUUAAAUACUGUGGUUUUGCCUAUCAAUUGUUUAACAGAAUUCUUGAAGAUUGUCAGUUUGUUGGAAAUGAUAAGGAACCUUGCAGUCGGUUGUUUGUACAGUUUCAUGCUCCACAAACAUCUCGUAUGAAAGUGGAGAUAUUAAAUGAGAUAAAGAAAGAAUCAUCUAGAAUUAGAGUUUUAUUUGCAACUACUGCACUUGGAAUGGGUGUGAAUGUCCCUUAUGUAUCAAGAAUUAUCCACAUAGGGCCCCCCUCUUCACUCGAGGCAUACAUGCAAGAAAUUGGCAGAGCAGGUCGUAGUGGAGGCAAGUCGAUUGCAACCAUGUAUUAUAACAAUUCAGACAUUGCUAAAAACAAGGAUAUUAUUGACGACUCUAUCAGACAGUAUUGUACAAGUGUAACUGUUUGUCUCCGGAAAAUAUUGCUCAAUUAUUUUGGAUUUAAAAGAGUUGAACAAGAAGAGUGCUGUCUUAUUUGUGAUAAGUGUUUAGAUGAUGGUGUCGUCACCCAUAUUACCACAGGAAAGGUGAGAGACAUCCCAAACGAAUGUAUUGAACAAUUUUAUACGGAAGCUAAGAGAAUUAUUGACACACAUAUUUAUAAUGCUGAACAUUCUAGUUACCUUAUGAAUUAUGGCAAUGCUGAUAGUAGUGAUCAAGUGAAAAAGAUCAUGGAGGGGGUAUGCUUUAUUGAAAGCGAAAAAGACUUACUUCACAAUUAUGAUAUCUGGGAUGAAAACUGUUCAAAAGCUUUAUUUGAACUAAUUACAAAACUUGCACCAAAUAUUUAAAGGUAAAUGGAAUAUUAAUUUAACGGAACUUUACUUUGAGCUAUUUGAUACACAUCUGUUAGCUAAUAAACUAGACCCCUUAAUUAACUAUAUAUUUCAUGAACAUCAAGUCAAUAGAAUUAGAAUAAGACAAAACUUAAAAAUUCUAUCAAAUUAAUAAAUUUAAAAGUCCUAUUUACAUAUUCACAACAAUAUAUUUACAUAGAAUUACUAAGGGUUGGCCAGACCAGACUACAGGUGUGUAUAUAGUUACCAUUCAGGGGGGGGGGAUAUCUCAAUGCCAUGGAGGAAAAAUGACCCUAAAGAGGAAGAGGACUGAAAGACGGAAAGAGCAAGGAAGGAGGGAAAGAAAGAGGGCAAAAAGGUGUAUUCCAUGAAAAAUUUUGAUGGUAGAUUUGCAAAACUUUUGUAGAUGGUAGAUGGGGGGGGGGGUCAUCAAGUUUCCAGAAAACAUUAACCAUCCUGGUAAUUAUAUACACCCCUGCAAGGCCACUGUACAUAAAUUUGUAAAUAUAUGUACAUACAAGGUAUAUGUGUCAACCAAAAUGCUUUCAUUUUCAAAUCCAAUCACAUCUGUUUCAAUGGUGGAACAAAGGUUUCUGUUUUAUAUAUAAUAUAUAAACACUGACAGAAAAGAAUUAAAGCAAUUCUUGUAUUUCCAGUUUAGUUUUGAACUGAUUGACAAGUCUCUCUUUCUAACUCUGCCCCUCCAAACUACAUCAUGUAAUGUACACUAUAGUUGAUCAAUAUGACAAUGAAAGAGAGACUUGCAUCAAGUCUAAUUUGCAUAUGAUGUCACACAUGACCAGCUUUGAAACUGGCAGCCAUCUUGCAAAUUGGUAACUAUUUAACUCUUUUAAAAUCAUUAAAUGUCUAUUGAAAUGUUCAAAGAUUUGAGAACAACAACAUUAUAUCAAAAAAUUCUAGCAAUUAGUAAUUAAUAAUUAUUAAUAAUUAUUAAUUGUUAAUUAAUUCUAUUUUUUGUUCAAAAAUGGUGGAAGUCGCAAGUUGUCUAAUUACCAUUUUGAGAACAAUCUGCUUGGAUUGACUUUUAGCGAUUGUUCUUCCAAACAUACUAAAAUUCAACUUGCACUUUAUUUGCUUGUUGUAUAAAGUGGUUCCACUUUACCUAACAAAUUUUUUUAAUGGGUCUUGCGUUUGUUGCAAUAUCUUCAAUCUCUGAAGUGAAACAAUAACGAGGUUGACACACAUUCUUAAACUGUUACCUGUGAGGGUGUUUUACUGUGAGAGUUGACUCUUGUGCAGAUCUAACCACUGAUGAAAAUCCACAAUAUUUAACUUCAGUAGUGGGGAUCUUUGGAUUUGUGGAAAUGACUCAUGUGAUCGUCCAUCAAUGUGUGUGAAAGGAUCCAAUUUUAUAAGGUCUGCAAUCAUUUCUUUCUCUUCUUUUAGGCAAUCUCUGCCAGUAUGCUGGACUGAAGACUUGUGUAUGUUCAAUCCUUGGUCAUAAGACUGAAGAACUUCAGUCAUUCCACUUACAGACUUGGUCAACCUGCUGAUGGACUCAAUGGUUUUGUUUGGUCCCAUUCGUUGUACCAUGUUCUUACUUAGUUUGUUGGUUAUUUCCUGUACCAAAUCAUCUUCUAAAUUAUGGCCAUAACCACCUCUCCAAUUUGUAAAGAAUCCCCACUUGAAUUCUGCUGAUAGGCGCGGUGUAAGUAAACAUUCCAUUUGUGCAAUGCUCACAAACAUCUCAAUUGCAUACUUACUGUAUGUCCCCAAAGAUUUGAAAAUGAGUAAGAGCAACUUUUGGUUAACGAGGUUGCGAUCUCCAUCCGCUUCAGCUGCGGUAUCUUUAAGCUGCAAAAGGACAACUGCGAAGAAGAUACAUGACAUUCCAUAGUUCAUAACAUAGUCCUCUUUGUCAUGAUUUGCCGCAUUGAAUUGUUUUUGUAAGAAGAAUGUGUCAAUAAAUCCUCCAAGUGCUUCAUCAAAGUACUUCUGCAUUGCUUCGAUGGUGUCACAAAUUAAAUUGUCAGGAAAGACAUGAACUGUUGGUUUGUCAUUUAGUUCUGACAUACCAAAAUAUUUCAAAGCAGCUACAACUAUGUAAGCCCGUCCCAUACUGAGGAAUAAUUCUUCGCUCCCUUCAUAGCAAUCCAGUACCUUUUUUGGCGUUGCAUUUUGCCUGUUGUAUUUCUCUCUGAAGUACUUUAGUGUACCAACUUGACUUACAGAAUGAGGAUUGUGCAGAUAUGUGUAACAGUAUUGGAGGAAAGAAGCUUUGGUAUGCCACAUAACCGGCUUGAAUGGUGAACAAUGUUCAAACCUGUCACUUGGUGUAUGUGAGCCAGCUAAUAGGUCUUUAGCUCCCGCAAAUCGUACACGAGUAAGCUGAUCGCCACCAAAGACUACUUUCAUAUCUUUCAUCGGAUCAUCACUUGAAUGACAUGUGUGGGACCUAGCCUGACCUUGUGCAGCUGGACCUACAGUAAUAAAUAUAAAUUCAUAGGAUUCAUUUGAUGUGACCAAAAAUCAACAUGACACAUUGCUAGUUUGUCUUGCUGAUUUCGGGUUAUGCUGCCACAUUCGCAUGACCUUUACUGAUAACAGUUACUAUUGUGAUUGUAUGAAGGCAAUUUAGCCAAAAGUUUAGGGUGGAUUUUAGCUCAGACAUACUGAAUAUCAGGCCAGUCAUAUUAUUCAGCUUAAAUCAAAAGCAACAAUAAACGGCUGUUUUAUCGGCUAUAUAAAAAGCCUUACUGUAAUCAGUAAUUAAAAUGAAGAUUAGUUUGUUCUUUUGCCGAAAGUGACUGGGCAAAGUAAGAAUUUGACCACACAACUCCACAUUCUGGCCGGACAUUGUCCAUUGGCUGACUGUUAUUUUGGUCCCUGGCUGAAAUGGUGAAUAACCUCAAAUUAUUGGUGGCUUUCAUUAUAGGUGUUAUAUAUAGCAAAUUGAGUGGGGGUCAACCUGAAAUGUAUCAAUUAACGAUCAUGUUGUACUGGAGUGAGCAAAUGACACAGAAUUGCACAUAUUUGCUGCCAAACAAAAAAAGGCCAAGACAUUAUACAGUGAACAAAUAAUUCACUCAUAUCAUGACUGUGUCUCAAGUUGACCCCCAUUCAAAUAUAUGAAACCCAAGAGUACAAAAUAAUUAAAAUCAUAGCCAGAACUUGUUGCAAAACCUUUUCAACUUGAGUAAAAUGAUUUUAGUAAAAAAAUAGGAACUAAAUACGUAGUAACGAAUGUGAAAUUUACUGAACUUUACUUCACAAAAUGUAGCUAAGUGUGUAUGCAUCGGCUAUUUGUUUUGGCUUAGGCUCAGUUGUGUUAUGGGCUUAGGCUCAGUAUGGUAGUGUUAAAUGUGAUCAUGCAUGCAUGUUGCACUAUUUACUCUAGGCAUGUAAAAUUUGUUUCACUUCUAUGUGUGUAUAUAAAACACACACAGAAGUGAAACAAAUUCUAUGUGGUUUUCAUGUAUAUAUAUUGAGAAGUUCAAAAAGGAAGGAAUUUUUCAUCGGCAUUUUUUACAUUUAUAUAGUAUUCCCACAUAGAUAAUUAAUUGGUUUUGUUACCCAUGCUAUUACUGUUUCAGUUUUGAACGUAUAAAGGAACACUUUAGUUAUGCAUUGUAUGUUUGGUUUAACCAAAAAACACUGCAACUGAAACAAAUAAGAAAAAAUAUUUUUUUAACCUACCAUCAGGUAAAGGUGGGUUAUCGCAUUCAGGAAGUUUCUCCAGCAAACCCGCUUCGUGAUAUAUUUCAGCGAUCCACUUCUCGUAAGUACGUAAGAUCUUCACACAAUCUCCGUAAUUCGCCUCGUUCGCAUCGAUUAUUGGCAUAGGGACGACGAAAGAUUUCUUUGACAUUUCUUCGCUAUAUUGAUGCUGAAUAUGAGCCGGUAUGACUUUCUUUAGAAAGCUGAAUGUAGGGAAAAAUUCGACGAGAACCCGUGCAACAAGGAUCUUUGCAGUUUCAGCAAAUUUCUUCCAUUCAUGAACAUUUAAAUGAAACUUAGAUCUUGGACAAGAUUUAAUGUCACCGAGCGGACUAUCAUUCGGAAGGUGUUGAAAGUUAACACGAUUCUCAAUCAGAUUUGAUGCGAAAAGAUGUAGGUCUUCAUUGUGAACCUCUUUUCUCAUCUGACCCUUUGAUAAUAUAAUAAAAAUGUUUUAAUAUUAAAUAUUUUAAAAUCAAUGGCCAUCUGCGUUAUAUUUAUAGACUAAAUUUUGAUCUAGACAAAAGUUUCAUCACAUCUGGAAAGAGCAUCACAAAAUUAGUAAUAUCCCAAAGUUUCGUUGCGAAAUGUUGUAAAAUGCGGAUAAUAUAGCCUUGCUAAAUUUGCAAUUUUCAGUCCUUUUAGAUUACAAACGGGAAAUUGAUGCCCCAACACCCGAUUGGGCUGUCAAUUUCCCGUGCGUAAUACCAAAUGACUGAAAAACGGCAAACUUCGCAAGGCUAUAUUAUAUGAAAUAUAGGCUUUGGAAUAUUACUAAUUUUGUGAUGCUCUUUCAAGCUGUGAUAAAAUUUUCGUCUAGACCAAAAUUUAGUCUAUAAUGCAAAUGGUCCAUUGUUAUUAAAUAUUGAUGUCACGCUUAAUAGCGAAACUUGUAGUAACCAUUCCAGGUUAACGUUUGCAAUAUAAACGAACGUUAAUUUUACUGUCGCGAGGCUUAUACAUAUUAAAAUGGUUUUAAAAACAUUAAAUUUAAAAACUAAUAUGUAUUUAAUCUUGUAGACACGUUAUAGCGUUGUUCGUUCAGGUAGUUAUUAAGAAAUACCUAUGGCUAUGCACUUGCGUAUUACCUUCAAAAUUCUUAUGUCCCAGUUAUCUCCCGUACCACGAAAAGUCUUCCCACUCUUAAGCUUCUCCACUGUCUUGUCAAGGAAAUGACCACCCAGUAACGUGAGUAAAGUAGUGCGUCUGCUAUGGGACAGGCAAACACCAAGCUUAUUCAGGCGAUGUUGUAACUAGAAGAGAAACCUUUUAUUACAAAUUAUAAUUGACAACAAUGUUGCAAAUUAUGGCAAUGCACUACUUUAAUAAGCCUAGUUUCUAUUUGGUCUUUAUGUUGAUACUCUAUUUAUACAUCAGCCAUAUUACUGUAAAUUAUACAGAUGAAGGAAAAAGUAAGAAUAAAGAGCGCAUAAUGGCUGAAUUUUACAGUUUCUUAAUACCUAAAUUUGUCCUGUUUUAUAAGAAGGGAAACUGAUUAGCAUCUCAAAUGAUUUUGUUUAUGCAGACUC
Messenger RNA from Paramuricea clavata, 11661 nucleotides. Lineage: Eukaryota; Metazoa; Cnidaria; Anthozoa; Malacalcyonacea; Plexauridae. The record is from the annotation of a GenBank genome assembly.